UUAAUAUUUUUUAUUCAUGUAGCAUAACCCAUAUAUAUAACAGUAAAAAAGUUCAGCCUUGCACGUGGUAUGUAGACAACAGCUGUGUACCACUGAUUAAUUCAUAUAGGUCAAUGACGCAAACAUGUGGGAAGAACCGAAGUACCCUGGAAACCACUGUUUGUUUUGCCGGAGGAACGACAUAAACUACCACAAAGAAGUUUCAUUCCCCCAACUAGGAACCUCAUCUGAAACCUCCUCUUUCUAUCCAUCAUGUUAUAUAUAGCUCCACCACACUCUCUCCUCUCCACUCUCGCUCUCUCUACUUGUUUGCAGUGCCAAUACUACACUACCUCCCAGUGCUCAUCUCCAUUGAUAUGGCAGAAGAAGCUUCCUCGCUUCACCUCAUUCACCAACAGCUCCUCUUCGACUUUGAAUCUUUCGAAGGCUUCGUCUCUCAUGUAAAUGUUCCAUCCCAAACUUCAACCUCUGAUUCAAGUCCUUCCACCUCAGAUAUUGUUCCGCUCUCUAAUUUCUCCAAUCUCCAUGAAGAUGAAAACAACCCUUUUCUCCUCCACUGUUCUACCUCGGCUCCAUCAGGGUUUUUCCAGUUUGAAACCAAAUCCCCCAAAAAUUCCACAUUAAGUCAUCGGCGACCUCCACUCAGCAUCUCGGUCCCUCAGCCCACCGUUUCUCAGUCGCCGGCGGAGUCCGAUUCAGGCGAUAUCAGGCAUUAUAGAGGCGUGCGCCGACGGCCAUGGGGGAAAUUCGCGGCGGAGAUUCGAGACCCGAAUCGGAGAGGAUCGAGGGUAUGGCUGGGGACAUUCGAGACUGCCAUUGAAGGCGCCAGAGCUUAUGAUCGAGCUGCUUUCAAGAUGCGCGGUUCCAAAGCUAUUCUCAAUUUCCCUCUUGAAGCUGAUAAUUGGUCGGGUUCUGACCCACCAGCGACAUCUGGCCAGAAAAGGGAGAGAGACAGUGAGACUGAAGAGAGACAACAAGUGGAGAUGAAGGUUCUAAAGCAAGAAGAGCACUUGCCGGAAUCUGACUGCACACUGGCGGCAGCCAGUAAUGUAUUGGGGGUUUGUCCCUUAACUCCGUCAAAUUGGAGGGCCGUCUGGGAGGAGGGAGACAUGGAGGGAAUGUUCCAUCUGCCACCGUUAACGCCGUUAUCACCCCAUCCUUGGAUAGCAUAUUCUCAGCUUAUUGUCUGAGUCGAGGGUUUACCUUACCAAAGACAUCCAAAUGUAACUAGAAUUCUUUUAUACUCUAUGAACAGUAUAUUGAAUAAGUUUAAAUCUUUUACGGAUAAUAAAUCUCACACUCUUCUUUUUUAA
Molecule: messenger RNA, 1313 nt
Organism: Vitis vinifera (wine grape)
Lineage: Eukaryota; Viridiplantae; Streptophyta; Magnoliopsida; Vitales; Vitaceae
Product: ethylene-responsive transcription factor 5
Exons: 1
Coding region: 357-1190 (277 amino acids)
Biological process (GO): regulation of DNA-templated transcription; ethylene-activated signaling pathway
Molecular function (GO): DNA-binding transcription factor activity; DNA binding
Source: RefSeq, a predicted model, not a curated record